AUGAUGCUAAGAUAUAAAAAUGCAAUUUGUAUUUUUGGAAAAUAUAUGCAGAAUAAUUUGCCUCUAAUGUUAGGUCCUAUUAACUAUCCAGUUCUUAAUGAUUCUUGUGAACAAGUCAGGUAUAUAAAAAAACAUUACAAUCCAAAAUUUCGUAAAGAAAGAGGACAAAAAUUUAUUAAAAUAGAGUUACCUGAUCUGGAAGAGAACAAUGACGAUUUAUCAGAAGACGUAGUGAGAACAAAAUUUAAGAAAUUCGGUAUUUAUCCACAAAGAAAUUGGAACGAAAGACCCGUUUUUGUUAAUUGCACAUCUCAAAUAUUUGAAUCCUACGUUGUCCCAGAAGGUGAUGGAAAAUUUUCUCCCAUCACUACAAUGGGUGCCAAACAAAAACUUGAAUAUUUAGGUAAAAAGAGUAAAUCUGUUAUGGCUCUUAGAAAGAUCAAAACAUAUGAAGAUGACUUUAAAACCAAAGAAUUUGUAGACAAAACAUUAGAUAUUUAUAAAAAAGCACAUGAAGCCUUAACUACUAAAGAUGAAGAUCAAAUAUUACAGUAUGUUACAGAAUAUGCAUAUCCUUUAAUGAUACAUAAUAUGAUGGAUAAAACAAUUGUUUGGAAAUUUGUGCAAUCUUUGGAACCAGCACGUAUUGUACAUGCAAGGGUUGCAAGUGCUGCAGUAAAAGACAAUUAUUUUGCACAAGUCACAGUUCGUUUUCAUACUCAACAGUUUUUAUGCAUUUACGAUAGAUUUGGGCGAUUGCUACUAGGUAGCGAAACGGUAAAAAAAGAUGUUUUGGAUUACAUAGUAUUUGAGAAAUAUUUAUCUAAUACAUAUGGUAUAUGGCGAGUUCAUGGAAAAAUUAUACCAAACUGGUUGACACCGGCAGAAGUUGCGUCGAAAACUUAUGUAUUGCCAGCGGAGGAAAAAAAUUCCUUACCUUCUAAGAGUGAUGUUGAAUCAGUUGCUCAAACAGUUCCACUAGAAACUUUAGACAAGAAAGUUACUGAAUCAAAGAUAUAAUAAUUAUUUAAUGUACAGAUUUCUUUUAUUAAUUGUUGAAUAAACUGGACUUAA
This is a messenger RNA of Habropoda laboriosa, 1074 nucleotides long. RefSeq names its product probable 39S ribosomal protein L45, mitochondrial (gene mRpL45). NCBI's taxonomy places the organism in Eukaryota, Metazoa, Arthropoda, Insecta, Hymenoptera, Apidae. The record is from RefSeq and is a predicted model, not a curated record. The coding region runs from base 1 to 1020 and encodes 339 amino acids. The transcript is spliced from 6 exons. Gene Ontology annotation, cellular component: mitochondrion.